AUGGAUUUAAUUGCACGAAAAAAGUUAAACCUAGACGUUUUAAAAAAACACGAUCCUAAUAUAUGCGACAUUCUAGACCAAUCUGCGCAUGCUGUAGUUUAUAAAUUUGACACCGAAAAAACAAGUUGGGAAAAACUUGGUUAUGAAGGUGUCAUAUUUUUGACACAAGGAAAAAGCGCUCCUUACUUUAGUUUAUACCUUCUUAACAGAUUAUCUAUAGAAAACUUUUCUCUACAAUUAACAGAUUUUGAAGAAAUUAAUCUAACAGAUGAGUUUAUUAUUUAUAAAACAAGUGAAGGUAUUGCAGACCUGGGGAGGUAUUUAACAAAGACUUAUGCAAUAUAA
Messenger RNA from Cokeromyces recurvatus, 345 nucleotides. RefSeq lists its product as uncharacterized. The coding region runs from base 1 to 345 and encodes 114 amino acids. Gene Ontology annotation, biological process: deadenylation-dependent decapping of nuclear-transcribed mRNA; positive regulation of catalytic activity; deadenylation-independent decapping of nuclear-transcribed mRNA. Gene Ontology annotation, molecular function: mRNA binding; enzyme activator activity. Gene Ontology annotation, cellular component: P-body. NCBI's taxonomy places the organism in Eukaryota, Fungi, Mucoromycota, Mucoromycetes, Mucorales, Mucoraceae. The transcript has 3 exons. The record is from RefSeq and is a predicted model, not a curated record.